This is a messenger RNA of Manihot esculenta (cassava), 1296 nucleotides long. RefSeq names its product NADPH-dependent aldo-keto reductase, chloroplastic. Gene Ontology annotation, molecular function: aldose reductase (NADPH) activity. The record is from RefSeq and is a predicted model, not a curated record. The transcript has 5 exons. Bases 47 to 994 code for a protein of 315 amino acids. Gene Ontology annotation, cellular component: cytosol. NCBI's taxonomy places the organism in Eukaryota, Viridiplantae, Streptophyta, Magnoliopsida, Malpighiales, Euphorbiaceae.
UCUAUAGAGAAAAGAGAAACCAUACAGACAAAGACAAAGAGAGAUCAUGAGGAGCCACCAAGUUCGUUUGAAUUGUGGGAUUACCAUGCCAGUACUUGGGUUAGGCACUUAUUCCUUCCAAAAUGAUAGGGAAACAACAGAACUUGCCGCCCAUAUGGCGCUUAAGAUGGGUUACAGACUCUUCGACACCGCAAAGAUAUAUGGUUCAGAGCCAGCCCUAGGUAAGGUUUUAACGAAGGCAAUUCUUGAUCAAAGAGUGAAUAGGGAGGACAUUUUCAUUACAUCUAAAUUAUGGGGAAGCGAUCACCAUGAUCCAAUUUCAGCUCUCAAACAAACUCUUAAGAACUUGGGGAUGGAGUAUCUGGACAUGUAUCUGGUGCACUGGCCAGUGAAGCUGAAGCCUUGGGUUUGUUAUCCUGUGCCCCACGAAGAAGACUUCGAGAAAUUAGACCUCGAAUCCACAUGGGCUGGAAUGGAGAGAUGCUUGGAUUUGGGGUUGUGUAGAUGCAUUGGUGUCAGCAAUUUCUCCACUGCCAAGAUCGUACGGCUUUUGGAUUUUGCUUCGGUACCUCCAGCUGUCAAUCAGGUAGAAAUGCAUCCAAUGUGGAGACAGACCAAGCUCCGAGGGGUCUGUGCAGAUUACAAGAUCCAUGUAAGCGCUUAUUCACCCCUAGGUGCGCCUGGAAAUUUAUGGGGAACGACUGCUGUGGUUGAAAACCCAGUCAUAAAAUCCAUUUCUGUCAAACAUCAAGCAACUCCAGCUCAGGUUGCUUUGAAGUGGGGAUUAUCUAAAGGGGCCAGUGUGAUUGUAAAGAGCUUCAAUCAGAACAGGUUGAAGGAGAACAUGGAAGCCUUGGAUCUCAAAAUGGACGAUCAAGAUCUUGUCGAUAUUGACAAAUUGGAGGAGAGGAAGAUAAUGAGAGGAGACGUUUAUGUUAACGAGACAACGAGUCCAUACAAGACAAUUGAAGAUCUUUGGGACGAUGAAAUUUGAUGGACCUAUAACGUUCUAUUAUCUAUUUAUCAAUUUCCCAUUGUCAAUGUAUCAGACAACAAGGAUCCGUCUGUAUCUUUUCAUCUUCUUGUUGCGGCUUUCUACUCAUCUCUUUAUCAUAUCAGAAUGCCAAAUUAGGCAAGGCAUUUUUAGGCUGUAGAGUUACAUAGCACCAAGUGGAAAAUUUGUACACCAUUAUGUCACGUCGGUUGAAAGAAAACUACUUGCAUGCCAAAAAGCAUAUUCGGUUAUUCUGUCCAGAUAAAUUUUUUAUUAAAAAGGAAAAAAACAGUUACUUUCCA